AUGCCACGUCGACGCCGCCCUCCUCGACCUGGCGCCCUUGCUGACCUUUCUCCAACCCGGAUCCUCACUCAGAUCGUCCUCCUCCAACUGGCAUACUAUGCAUGCGCCGCAAUACUCAUUAUCUUCACUGCGCUGGUAGCAGGCAAGGAGGUCAGCAUUGACCUCCUAUUUAGUUGGCGCACGUUACGCGGCGACACUACGGUUGGUUGGACACUGGGGCUGGUUUGGGUGUUGAACAGCCUCACUUGUGCCAUAUUUAUCUUGUUUCUUAUUGCGCGUUCAAAACUAGUACUUGACUUCGCUCUGACCGUACACUUCAUCCACCUCGUCGUUACAUCCUUCUAUUCGCAUGCGAUACCUGCCAACUUAUUUUGGUGGGCGCUGCAAAUGUGCAGCGCAACCAUCAUGACCUCCCUCGGCGUAUGGGCUUGCCAGCGGCGCGAGCUGAGGCCCAUUGAAUUCGGUAGCAAGACACCAGCUACUACACUACCACCUGCGGAUGAAGAAGCCGAGGAGUCUAGGGGUAGAGGGAGAGGCAGAGGACGGGAUGGAGCAGGGGAUUACGAGUUAGUGGGCAUGAACGACGGUGGUAGUAAUACCUGA
Messenger RNA from Plenodomus lingam JN3, 603 nucleotides. RefSeq lists its product as uncharacterized. The record is from RefSeq and is a predicted model, not a curated record. Gene Ontology annotation, biological process: Golgi to plasma membrane protein transport; Golgi to endosome transport; protein localization to Golgi apparatus. Gene Ontology annotation, cellular component: trans-Golgi network; Golgi membrane. Lineage: Eukaryota; Fungi; Ascomycota; Dothideomycetes; Pleosporales; Leptosphaeriaceae.